Messenger RNA from Sesamum indicum (sesame), 645 nucleotides. The record is from RefSeq and is a predicted model, not a curated record. NCBI's taxonomy places the organism in Eukaryota, Viridiplantae, Streptophyta, Magnoliopsida, Lamiales, Pedaliaceae.
AUGUUUGGUGGUGGCAUUCCGAAGAAGGAUGGAAAAAUUGGUUAUGCUGAAGACUCUUUCGCCAGGCAAGGCAAGCACUUUUUAUUGUAUCAGAACAACUGUAGGUUGAAACAUAUGCUUAUGUGCUCAGUCGUGUUAUAUACCUUGAGGACGACAUUUCGAGCAGAACACUCGCAUACUUUAAGACAUCUUGUUGAAUUUAGGACGGUAGAACCUGAGAUAGCAUUUGCUGAUAUACAAGAUGAUAUGAACUAUGCGGAAGCAUAUGUGAGGUUUCUUUCUCAGUGGUUGCUUGACCAUUGCUAUGAUGAUAUGGAGUUCAUGGCCAAAUUUAUUGAUAAAACUGCCCUCCAACAACUUGAAAUGGUUUCAAAAUCCACGUUGCACAGACUCACUUACACCCUGGCAGUUGCCAUUCUUGAGGAAGCAAAGAAAGUGACGAAGUUUCAAAAUAAAGUAGAAUGGCGCCUUGCAACAACUCAUGAAGGUGGUUCUGGACAGGUUGUGGUCACUAAUGCUUUGAAUAUCAAGUUCCAAAACAAGGCUCAAUCAUCACAUAAUGACUCAAGCAUAGCAAAAGAUGUUGCUGUCAAUACCUUCGAGAAAUUUGUAUAUGGUUCACCAAUUCUAGAUUCAGGAUGCUAG